AAAGGUGUUAAAAAAAAAAGUAUCAAAGAGAGUUUCUACCACUCCUCGUCCCUUCAAUAAUUGCAAGAUUACUAACCUUCCACUCUAUUUCUACUGGCUCCCGGCGCAUGGCACAUGUACACCUAACUCAUUAGUCACCCAAUCCUAUCCUGAACAAAUCUAUUUUUUUCACUAAUACUGACUUCCCUUUGAAUUUUGAUCAUUUCUUUAAAAAAAAAAAAUACUACCCUCCACCAUUUUUAAAGUGAUCACUCUGCAUCCCCACUUCCCAGGAAUUCUCUUCCCCUGUCUUGAUAGUCGCUGCUACGUUACGCAAUGUCGGCAAAAAGCAAGAUUCUGGUGAUCGGCGGCACUGGUAACAUCGGGAAAUUCAUAGUGGAGGCUGCUGCUAAAGCCGGUCACCCUACCACUCUUCUUAUCAGAGAGGCCACUCUCUCUAACCACGCAAAAUCCAACAUAAUCCAUAACUUCAAAAACUUGGGAGUCAAUUUUUUGGUUGGAGAUCUUUAUGAUCAUGAGAGCUUGGUGAAGGGCAUAAAGCGGGUGGAUGUGGUGAUAUCCACAGUAGGUCAUGAUCAAUUAGCUGAUCAGGACAAGAUCAUUGCUGCAAUUAAAGAAGCAGGAAAUGUUAAGAGGUUCUUCCCUUCAGAAUUUGGAAAUGAUGUGGACCGCUCACAUUUUGUUGAGCCAGCAAAAUCAGCACUUGGGAGCAAAGUAAAAAUUCGCAGAGCUGUUGAGGCUGCUGGUGUUCCAUACACCAUUGUGUCCUCCAACUUCUUUGCCGGUAUUUUCCUCCAAACAUUCGUACAAUUUGGAGCUACAGCACCCCCCAGAGAUAAAGUCGUCAUUUUAGGGGAUGGAAAUCCUAGAGCUGUUUUCAACAAGGAAGAAGAUAUUGCCACAUACACUAUCAAAGCUGUGGAUGAUCCAAGAACCUUGAACAAAAUCCUUUAUAUCAGACCUCCCCUUAACACGUAUUCAUUCAACGAUCUCGUGCCUUUGUGGGAAAGGAAGAUAGGCAAAACCCUUGAGAGGAUCUAUGUUUCAGAGGAUCAGCUGUUAAAGAAUAUCCAAGAAUCCACCGCCCCUCUCAAUGUAUAUCUCUCAAUUAGACACUCCGUGUUCGUGAAAGGAGACCAGACCAACUUUGAGAUUGAACCAUCAUUUGGAGUUGAGGCUUCAGAGCUCUACCCUGAUGUUAAAUACACUACUGUGGAUGAGUACCUAGAUCAGUUUGUAUGAUUCUCGUGCAUUAGUUAAGCUUUGUAACCUAAAAAAAUUUGGUGGUAUUGGUUCACGUUUCCAGUGUGCGCUACAGUCUGAUUCUCUUUUGCUUUUGUGACUUCUGUAGAUUCUGUAAGAUGACAUCUAGCUACAAUGUCCAUUAACAAAAGCCUGAACAGAAA
Rubroshorea leprosula is the source of this 1406-nucleotide messenger RNA. The record is from the annotation of a GenBank genome assembly. Lineage: Eukaryota; Viridiplantae; Streptophyta; Magnoliopsida; Malvales; Dipterocarpaceae.